AUGGGAGGCAGGAACGGCAGGUGGUCCUGUGAGAUCUCUCCAACGAGGCGAGCCCCGGUGCGACUGUCGUUCGGCUUCCUCAGCUUGUCGCUUCUGGCCUGGUGCAGCUGCGCGACCUCCUGGAGCCUCGUCUCGAGAAGCUCCUGGAGGCCUCGCCUUGAAGGUGCUCGAAUUCGUGCCGCUGCGCUGCCAGAGCACAAGGUACGCCUUCUGAAGCCGGGCAAGGACACUGAAGACAUGGGGGCCGUCUAUCGACUUCAGCGAGAAGUUGGAGGCGUCCCUGAGCUGAUGGUGGCCCUGCAACCCCUGAUUGGGCAAGGCUAUGCAUCCUACGUCAUCGCAGAAGCUGGGAAGGAGAUCAUUGGCUGUGCACAGCUGGGCCGUCUGGCCGUGGGCGGCUUCUUCGUACUGAGAUGCGACUUUGUGGUCAACACCGUCCUGGUCAACGCGGGGGAGCGCCGCAAAGGUGUGGGAACAGCUCUGGUGGAGGAAUUGCAGCACAGGUUGCCGCAAGAUGCGCCUGGUCCGGGCCAAUUCGCUGCAUGGGCCAUGGUUGAUGCCUCCGAUGCAGCAGCUGACUCCUUCUUCACCUCUCUCGGUGCAGAACGAAUCGGUAGCCUCGGAGAGCUUCUUCGGAUCUCGCCGAUUGCAGCGCUUGGCCUCGUGAUCACCGCCGGCGCACUUUUCCGUGGCGACCUCUGCAUAUUCCGCCUGUCCGGCAAGAGUGACGCGGCAGAGUAUUCUUCGCUCGGAAGACUCGAGCCAUGGAGUGCACAGACCUCUGGAAGGGACGUAGGCGGCGCAGCUGAGACUGCAGCAGGAAAAAAACGUGUUCGCGCACCUGCCAAAGCCAGUCUUGGAUGUGUGAAAAAAUUGCUGCACAUCUUUUGUCUGUCGAUUCUUUGCAGCGGAGGGUGGACCCGAAACCACAGCUGCAAAGUGGCGGCAUAA
Messenger RNA from Symbiodinium sp. CCMP2592, 951 nucleotides. NCBI's taxonomy places the organism in Eukaryota, Dinophyceae, Suessiales, Symbiodiniaceae. The record is from the annotation of a GenBank genome assembly.